Penaeus chinensis is the source of this 1315-nucleotide messenger RNA. Its product is annotated as bestrophin-2-like. The record is from RefSeq and is a predicted model, not a curated record. NCBI's taxonomy places the organism in Eukaryota, Metazoa, Arthropoda, Malacostraca, Decapoda, Penaeidae. Bases 193 to 1299 code for a protein of 368 amino acids. The transcript is spliced from 8 exons. Gene Ontology annotation, molecular function: chloride channel activity.
AGUUGUGGUUCUGCCUUCGGUGAGAACGGAUAGGUUGACGAAGAGGUGAAGGCGUCGCGUCGAUUCAAGUAUUUUUUUUUUCCGGGGUGGAAAUAUUUUUGAGCCGAGCGGCCCCGACCGACCUCUCCCGAGUUUCUUCGAAGGCGAUUCCUACCUCUCCGAAUUUCCCGUAUCCCACGCCCGCCUCGCGCUAUGACCGUCCCGUACACACACAAGAUAGCCAGUCAGGGGUUUGGGUCCAUCUUUAAGGUGCUUCUGAGAUGGACCGGCAGCGUAUACAAGAUGGUAUGGCAGGAAGUCCUCGUCUACCUCCUCCUGUACUAUUCAAUCUCCUUCAUAUACCGCUUUGCUCUUCCCGAGACCAUUAUGAGAUGGUUCGAACGCCUUGUGAUGCACAUCGCCGUGUUUAGAAACAUCAUCCCGGUAUCUUUCGUACUUGGUUUCUACGUGGCGUUGGUCGUGGACCGGUGGUGGGGCACGUACAAGAGCUUCCCCUGGCCGGACACGGUGGCAGUGCUGCUCGCCACGCACCUCGGAGGAAUGGAUGGCAGAUCAAAGGCACAGCGGAGUGAAAUUAUGAGAUACGUCAAUCUCACCAUCGCCAUUACGUUUAGCAAAGUCUCCCCUGUCGUUAAGAAGAAAUUUGGGUGUUACCAAGAUUUUGUGGAUAAAGAAUACAUGACAGAACGCGAGAAAGAGAUCAUAGAGAGGCUAGACGGCAACUGCGGAACACACAUCACAUACGUCCCUAUUAUGUGGGCGUGUAAAGUAGUGGACCGGGCGCGUCUCGAGGGAAAUAUCAGGAGUAAUUCGGCUCAAAAGACAGUCACCGACGAGAUCCUCAAAGUGCGAGGUCGCUGCGGCUCCGUUAUGGGGUGGCAUGAUAAUAAUAUUCCUUUGGUUUAUACGCAGGUCGUGACAAUCGCCGUCUAUUCCUUCUUCUUCUUCUCCCUCAUCGGCGAGCAAUACAUCGACCCGAAGCAAGGCUACAACGGCUACAGCAUCGACUUGUAUUUCCCCGUGUCCGGUCUCCUGCAACUUGUCUUCUACAUGGGCUGGCUGAAGGUGGCCGAGGCGCUGCUCAACCCUUUCGGAGACGAUGACCACGACUUCGAGUUGGAUGCGCUCCUCGUCCGCCAUUGGAGGAUGAGCCGCCUCCUCUCCCAACCUGCCGAGUUCGACCUCCCUCCCCUUACCCGCGGCGACGACGCGGACGUGGCCAAGGACGAGUUCGGGAGCGACGAGCUCGUUCCUAAGAUGAACUCCAAGCUUUACCCGUCCGUCGAGAUUGAUCUUUGAGGUGGAAGAAAGUUGG